This is a messenger RNA of Drosophila erecta, 1939 nucleotides long. Its product is annotated as chromo domain-containing protein cec-1. The record is from RefSeq and is a predicted model, not a curated record. Bases 138 to 1769 code for a protein of 543 amino acids. Gene Ontology annotation, biological process: chromatin organization; negative regulation of transcription by RNA polymerase II. The transcript has 3 exons. Gene Ontology annotation, molecular function: chromatin binding. Gene Ontology annotation, cellular component: pericentric heterochromatin. NCBI's taxonomy places the organism in Eukaryota, Metazoa, Arthropoda, Insecta, Diptera, Drosophilidae.
ACAUUAAAAAAAAAAUACCAAAAGCUUUCCCCAUCCCUGAAGGUAUUUUGAGGGAGUUGGCAGCACGACCGAAGCUACUUGUUUUGGUUAAUUUGAUUUUCCGUUCUUUUACUCGGCGUCCUUUAAGCGAUUAAGUUAUGUCUGGCGAAGCUCAACGACCAAAUCCUGGCCUGGUCGUUGGCCCGCCUAACGAUCAAGCCCAAGAAUAUAAAGUGGAGAAAAUCCUCGGUAAGCGCUUUAUUAAUGGGCGUCCCCAGUACCUGGUGAAAUGGGCUGAUUUUCCGCACGAGGAUAACACCUGGGAGCCGAUGGAAAACGUCGGCAACUGCAUGCAGCUGGUCUGCGACUUCGAGGCGGAGCUCUUCAGGCGAAUGAGGAAUGCCCCAGUUAAAUCUAAGAGGGAGUUUAAUCCCAGUCCUAGAAGCAGCGGCCCAUUGACCACCGAAAAUAGCCCCAAGGGCUCUAAGGAAACACAACAACGUUCCAAGCCGGUGCAGGCAAAGAAAAAAGGUAAUAAAUCGCAAGUGUAUCGGAAAGAGAAGGAAAAUAUUAAGAAAAUGGCGGGAACAAUCCAAAGUGUUCAAAAUAGGCCUAAAACGCUGAUGCCUAGUACUACCCAAGCCCCAACUCCGAGGUCAACGGAUGUUUUCAACGACAAUCCAUCAACCGAAACGAAAACCCUGAAUAAGACUCCCAGGCAUAGCCAAAUCACUGCUCUGAAUUUGAGCGAAUCCAAUGACGAGGAAACCGUGGGCGCCACAUCUUUAAAUUACCAACGAGCUCGUCUUCCCAAACAAAAAACUCCGACGCCGCCACAACCGCGCGAGCAGCUUAUCGAAUAUCCCCAAGGGGAAGACGCACUGGUGCCCUCGAAAUAUGUGCCUCCUGUGCUGCAUCAUAAAGAAUCCCAACCUUUGCAGAGUCCAAGCCAAAGUGAUGACUCGGAUGAUUGUUCUUCCACCAGUUUGUCAUCAUCCAGUGACUUGUCGUCGACAGAAUCAUCGUCCAGCUCUGUGGCAUCGAUUAAGGUCGCCCAAUCGGAACCUAAAACAACAUCGCUGGACCAGAUAAAGUUGUUGCCUAGUUCAUCCGAUGUUUCCAAAGCUGGUCCUGCGGCCUUUUCACUGCACGAACUAAAAAGAGAGGCUCGAAAAUGGGCGGCCGAAAAGAGGGACUCCAAAUUUUGCCCUCUGACCACAAUGACUGAGAGCGCAAGCUCCAGCAUGGGGUCAAAUACUUUGCUACAAUCCAUGGCUUUGGAUUUAACUGACAAUGAUCCCCUGGAUUUCGAAAUGGAGCGCGUGCGCGGCUGUCCUAUAAAGCAGCAGAGCAACUGGAACCUUCCCGAGCCGCUAAUGAUGCCGCCAGUGAAGCAAAUCAAAUCGAGCCAGCCAGUAAAUCGCCGCAUGAGCCAAGCUGGGGCCAAAAAGGAGGCGGCUAAGCAUCGCGUUGGCCAGCAGCAUUCGAUAACGACUCACGCACCCAAGUUAGAUGUCAAGAAGAAGGCGAAGACAUUGCCAGGCGGCAAGCGUGGAAGAACUAGCCAAGAUUGGAGAAUGCCGGAACGCAAGGCACCCUUUGGAUUGGAUCGCGGACUGGAGCUGGAUACAGUCCACCACAGCUACCAGGUGGGAGAGCAUCUCUUCCUGUUUGUCUCGUGGAAGGGCUGCUUGGCUAUCGAUGCAGUUCCUCUGAAAGACCUUAAGGAAGCGUAUCCAUUGCAGAUAAUUAAGUACUUCCAGAGCUUGAAGAUCGCUGUGCACAAGUAAAGAUGUCUAGUACCUGGUUUGUACAGCGCUUUGACCAGAAAGCAAAAUUCACACCACACAACAAAAGCAACUCCAAGUUCAAGGUCAUUGUAUCCAAACUGGGUGAACUCCAACUGACCCAUUAAAUUUAACUAUUCUUUUUUACUUCAUAUUUAGUUUUAAGCCAGACA